Molecule: messenger RNA, 1596 nt
Organism: Penicillium antarcticum
Lineage: Eukaryota; Fungi; Ascomycota; Eurotiomycetes; Eurotiales; Aspergillaceae
Product: WDR46/Utp7 family protein
Exons: 2
Coding region: 1-1596 (531 amino acids)
Biological process (GO): maturation of SSU-rRNA from tricistronic rRNA transcript (SSU-rRNA, 5.8S rRNA, LSU-rRNA)
Cellular component (GO): nucleolus; small-subunit processome; 90S preribosome
Molecular function (GO): protein binding
Source: RefSeq, a predicted model, not a curated record
AUGGCCGAUUUAUCCUCGAAAAUGGCUGUUGCUCCCACGGGAGACAAUGAAGCCAAGCUGAGACUGGCUGAAGCCCAGAAAACAUACGGACGAGGCAAAGGCAACAAUGUGAAAACCGCGCGAGACAAGAAGUUGCGCUCAAACCUCAAGAGACAGGAAUACAAGCACAAGCAGGCUGUGAUGCAAGCGCAAGAUGCCGAGAUUCUACUUGAGCACACUGAAGGAUUUCUCGAACCCGAAGCCGAACUCGAACGGACAUACAAGGUUCGCCAAGAUGAGAUCAAGGCAAGCGUUGGAAUUGAGACCGCAAAGAAGGGAUUCGAAUUGAAGCUCACCGACAUGGGCCCCUACCGCAUGGACUACUCACGGAACGGACGUGAUCUGCUGCUUGCUGGACGAAAGGGACAUGUUGCGACGAUGGACUGGCGCGAAGGCAAGCUCGGUUGCGAAUUGCAGCUGAACGAAACUGUGCGGGAUGCCCGCUGGUUGCAUAACAACCAGUACUUUGCUGUUGCGCAGAAGAAGCACACCUAUAUCUACGACCACCAGGGUACUGAGAUCCACUGUCUUAGCAAGCACCUGGAGCCAUUGUUCCUCGAGUUCCUGCCCUAUCAUUUCCUCCUUGCAAGCGCUCAAAUGAGCGGUCACCUCAAAUACACCGAUACCUCGACCGGCCAAACCGUUGCCGAGCUGUCCACCCGGUUAGGCAAGCCUACAGCUCUCGCUCAGAACCCAUGGAACGCCAUUAUGCAUGUUGGACACCAGAAUGGAACUGUCACAUUAUGGUCUCCCAACUCUCAAACCCCACUUGUCAAGGCUCUUGUUCACCAGGGUCCCGUCCGGUCAAUGGCGAUGGACCGCCAGGGCCGAUAUAUGGUGUCCACAGGCCAGGACCAGAAGAUGAAUGUGUGGGAUAUCCGCAUGUACCGUGAGGUACACUCAUACUCUUGCUACCAGCCCGGCGCAUCAGUCGCCAUCAGUGACCGCGGCCUGACUGCUGUCGGCUGGGGCACCCAAAUGAGCGUCUGGCGAGGCUUGUUCGACGCCGCCACAGCUGACCAAGGCAAGGUGCAGAGCCCAUACAUGGCUUGGGGUGGAGACGGCCAGCGCAUUGAGAAUGUCCGCUGGUGCCCAUACGAAGAUGUCCUUGGUGUCGGACACGACCAAGGAUUCGCCAGCAUUAUCGUCCCCGGCGCCGGAGAGCCCAACUUCGACUCUCUGGAAGCCAACCCUUACGAGAACGUCAAGCAGCGCCAGGAGGCCGAGGUUCACUCUCUGCUUACCAAGUUGCAACCCGAUAUGAUCUCGCUCGACCCCAACAUCAUCGGAAAGCUCGACACUAUAAACGACAAGAAGGUCCAGGAAGAGCGCAGACCCGAACUGAAGGAAGACCACAUGGAGAAGCUCAAGAACCGCGGUCGUGGCCGCAACAGUGCCCUGCGCAAGUACCUUCGCAAGAAGGGAGGCCGCAACGUUAUCGACGAGAAGCGUCUCAAGGCCGAGACAUUGCGCAAGGAACAUGCCGCUCGCACGAAGGACAGACUUAAGCAGGAGCGUCAAGAUCUGGGACCAGCUCUGUCCCGGUUCGCCAAAUAA